CUUGCACCUGCGCAGUUGGUGUUAUUGUGACUGUCGAGCCGUGGCCCCGGAUGUUGUGGCUGCCGGGGGGAGAUGGCGGAGGCUGAGGGGGUGGCCGUGGCCCCAGGCCCAGCUUCGGGGCAGACUUUCAGGGGCCGCCGCAGUAUGUCAGGCUCCUGGGAGCGUGACCAGCAGGUUGAGGCGGCGCAGCGGGCCCUGGUGGAGGUGCUGGGGCCUUACGAGCCUCUGCUGAGCCGGGUGCAGGCAGCCCUGGUGUGGGAGCGGCCAGCCAGGAGCGCCCUGUGGUGCCUGGGGCUGAACGCGGCUUUCUGGUUCUUUGCCCUGACAUCCCUUCGUCUUGUGUUUUUACUUGCAUUCAGCUCAAUGAUCAUUGUGUGUAUAGAUCAAUGGAAGAGCAAAAUCUGGCCUGAAAUAAAAGUGCCAAGACCCGACGCAUUAGACAAUGAGAGCUGGGGCUUUGUGCACCCUCGGUUGCUCAGCGUGCCCGAGCUCUGCUACCACGUAGCUGAAGUCUGGGUUAGUGGGACCAUUUUCAUAAGGAACCUUUUGCUUUUCAAAAAGCAAAACCCAGGCAAGUUCUGCUUGCUGAGCUGUGGGAUACUGACCUUUUUGGCUGUCUUGGGCCGCUACAUCCCUGGGCUCCUGCUCUCCUACUUAAUUCUUGUCACUGUCAUGAUGUGGCCCCUUGCUGUGUACCACCGACUGUGGGAUCGAGUGUAUGUACGACUGAAGCCAGCUCUGCAGCGGCUGGACUUCAGUGUCCGUGGCUACAUGAUGUCCAAGCAGAGAGAGAGACAAUUGCGCCGCAGAGGUCUACACACAGAACGCGCUGGGGACAACCACAGUGACAGUGAAGAGGAACUUGCUGCCUUCUGUCCUCAGCUGGAUGAUUCUACUGUUGCCAGGGAAUUGGCCAUCACAGACUCUGAGCACUCGGAUGCUGAGGUCUCCUGUACAGACAACGGCACAUUCAAUCUUUCACGGGGCCAGACACCUCUAACAGAAGGCUCUGAAGACCUAGAUGGUCACAGUGAUCCAGAGGAAUCCUUUGCCAGAGACCUUCCAGACUUUCCUUCCAUUAACGUGGAUCCUGCUGGCCUGGAUGAUGAGGACGAUACCAGCAUCGGGAUGCCCAGCUCGAUGUACCGUUCCCCACCAGGGGCCGAGGAGCCUCAGGGCCCCCCUGCCAGCCGGGACGAGGCUGCACUGCCGGAGCUUUUGCUUGGCGCCCUGCCUGCAGGAUCCAACCUCACCAGCAACCUUGCUAGCCUGGUCUCCCAGGGCAUGAUCCAGCUGGCCCUGUCAGGGGCCUCCCAGCCAGGCCCUGCUGGCCUACCUCCCCGGAGAGCCACAAGAGGUGUCCUCCGGGCCCCCAGUUCAGACCUGGACACUGAUGCUGAGGGGGAUGACUUUGAACUUCUGGACCAGUCGGAGCUGAAUCAGCUGGACCCUGCCAGUUCCAGGAGCCACUGAGGCAGAGACUCCCCUUGGGGGUCAUUGUGGUUUAGGUUUUUUUUUGCUCCCCAUUCCACUUAAGGUGAAGGGGCAAGGGAAGAACCCAGGUCCCAGCCCCCGAGUUAUAUAUGUAUGCUCAGUAGCCUGGCAGAUGCGCAGAGGCCUGAUGAGAGAGGACACUCACUCCUCUGCCACCAGCUGGACACUGACUUCUGAGCUCAAGUCACUGAAGUGAGAAUGUGCUCCCCUGAGGGACACUUCUCUCCAUCAGGAUGGUGGUAUUUCUGGGGAACAAAGUAGUCAGGGGUAUUGGUUCCCUUUUGAGGGGAUGCUGCUGUGUGCUUCUAAGUAUGGGUGCUCAGAAGCCCUCAGUGAUAGAUCCCUUCCUUCCUUCCUCCCUUUAUCAUCUCCCGAGAGCUCCAAGUCAGGCAGCUGGGAGAGUUACACUGUCAUCUUCCUCUUUUGCUAAGCCAUGCUUUGAUUUGCCUUUUUCUAAGCAAGCUUGUCCUUUGGUUCUGCAGAGCAGGCCUGUUCCCUCUGCCCCAGCCCAUCCUCAUUUCUCGAGGCAUAACCUCCAGUGCUCCAAAAUAUUGCUUGUGAAAUUUAAGAAUGUGAACAUGAGGUGGGGGUGGGCCUCUUCUACAUUACUUUGGGCCAUGGGGUCAGCUGGCUGGGAGGGUGAGUGCCUCUAUAUCUCAUGGUCUCACUGAAUGUUUUGGAGCUGCCUGGUUAUUUUUGGUGCUGCUAACCCCUGGCUCCAUUUGCCCAUCAGCCUGAGCAGUGAGCAAAGCAAUACCAUGCCAUACCCAUUUCCAUGUUCCUGUUCCUUCCCCUGCUCCUCCUCUGGAGAAGCAAUAAUCCCACAUGGGCAAUGUCAGAGUAGCACUUUACAGAUGGCUCAGUGGCAUUCAUCCCAGGAGCCACCAGCUCUUCUUGCACCAGCUAUUCUUACUCCUUGUUCAGCUCCUUUAAUAAUUUUGUUUUCAACUCCUUCCCAGUUUGGCAGGGCUUCUUUUAAGGAUGAGCCCAGUUAGCAAGAAUGUGUCUAUAAUCAGCAGAAGAGACCCCAGUAAAGGGUAUCUGUUCUACUGCCCCUAAUAAAAU
Molecule: messenger RNA, 2559 nt
Organism: Orcinus orca (killer whale)
Lineage: Eukaryota; Metazoa; Chordata; Mammalia; Artiodactyla; Delphinidae
Gene: RETREG3
Product: reticulophagy regulator family member 3
Exons: 9
Coding region: 73-1473 (466 amino acids)
Biological process (GO): reticulophagy
Source: RefSeq, a predicted model, not a curated record